CCACCUGCACCCGGUUCACGGACGAGUACCAGCUCUUCGAGGAGCUCGGAAAGGGGGCUUUCUCAGUGGUGAGAAGAUGCAUGAAAAUCCCUACUGGACAAGAAUAUGCUGCAAAAAUCAUCAACACCAAGAAACUCUCUGCCAGGGAUCAUCAGAAACUGGAAAGGGAAGCCAGAAUCUGCCGUCUUCUGAAGCACCCCAAUAUCGUGCGACUUCACGACAGCAUAUCCGAAGAGGGCUUCCACUACCUGGUGUUCGACCUAGUCACCGGCGGCGAGCUGUUUGAGGACAUCGUGGCCAGGGAGUACUACAGUGAGGCGGACGCCAGUCAUUGUAUACAGCAGAUUCUAGAAAGUGUAAAUCAUUGUCACCUAAAUGGCAUAGUGCACAGGGACCUGAAGCCUGAGAAUUUGCUUUUAGCUAGCAAAUCUAAGGGAGCGGCUGUGAAACUCGCAGAUUUCGGCUUGGCCAUAGAAGUUCAAGGGGACCAACAGGCCUGGUUUGGUUUCGCCGGCACACCCGGGUACCUGUCUCCAGAGGUUUUGCGCAAAGACCCUUAUGGGAAGCCAGUGGACAUGUGGGCGUGCGGCGUGAUCCUCUACAUCCUGCUGGUGGGCUACCCGCCCUUCUGGGACGAGGACCAGCACCGACUGUACCAGCAGAUCAAGGCCGGAGCCUAUGACUUUCCGUCACCAGAGUGGGACACGGUGACUCCCGAAGCCAAAGAUCUCAUCAACAAAAUGCUGACCAUCAACCCCGCCAAGCGCAUCACCGCGUCCGAGGCUCUGAAACACCCGUGGAUUUGCCAACGCUCCACGGUGGCCUCCAUGAUGCACAGGCAGGAGACCGUCGACUGCUUGAAGAAGUUCAACGCCAGGCGGAAACUGAAGGGCGCCAUCCUGACGACGAUGCUGGCCACGAGGAACUUCUCAGCAGCCAAGAGCUUGUUGAAGAAGCCGGACGGGGUGAAGGAAUCGACAGAGAGCUCCAACACGACCAUCGAGGACGAAGACGUGAAAGCACGGAAGCAGGAAAUCAUCAAAGUCACGGAGCAGCUGAUCGAAGCCAUCAACAACGGGGACUUCGAGGCAUACACGAAAAUCUGUGACCCAGGCCUUACUGCUUUCGAACCCGAAGCUCUGGGCAAUUUAGUGGAAGGAAUGGACUUUCAUCGAUUCUACUUCGAAAAUGCUUUGUCCAAGAGCAACAAGCCGGUGCACACCAUCAUCCUGAACCCGCACGUGCACCUGGUGGGCGAGGACGCCGCCUGCAUCGCCUACGUCAGGCUCACGCAGUACAUGGACGGCGGCGGCGUGCCCAAGACCAUGCAGUCGGAGGAGACGCGCGUGUGGCACCGCCGGGACGGCAAGUGGCAGAACGUGCACUUCCACCGCUCGGGGUCGCCUAAGUCAGCGGUGCCACCGCCGCACCUGUGUUCGCCAGGCGCCCGGGUGGCCCGGCCCGCCUCCCUCCUGCUCGUGGCUGUCCGAGUGCAUGACGGCGUGAAGGUCCCACGUGUGUGCAUCUGUGACGCAGCGUCCUGUCCCAUGUCCUUUCUGUGCACUGUUUACACUUCCGCUGCGAGGUCGUCCGAACGGGAGGCCGGAAAGCUUCAGGUGCGGCCCGUCCCCCGAGUUUCUGUUUAUGCCAAGACUCAGCGGACGUCACCCCUGCUCCCCGAGGACGGCUUGUGA
Molecule: messenger RNA, 1694 nt
Organism: Pteropus alecto (black flying fox)
Lineage: Eukaryota; Metazoa; Chordata; Mammalia; Chiroptera; Pteropodidae
Gene: CAMK2D
Product: calcium/calmodulin dependent protein kinase II delta
Exons: 18
Coding region: 81-1694 (537 amino acids)
Biological process (GO): protein phosphorylation
Cellular component (GO): neuron projection; cytoplasm
Molecular function (GO): calmodulin binding; calcium/calmodulin-dependent protein kinase activity; ATP binding
Source: RefSeq, a predicted model, not a curated record